Messenger RNA from Stylonychia lemnae, 2919 nucleotides. NCBI's taxonomy places the organism in Eukaryota, Ciliophora, Spirotrichea, Sporadotrichida, Oxytrichidae. The record is from the annotation of a GenBank genome assembly.
AUGGAACCACUCAAGCUCUACCAAAUUACCAGUAUGCAAAAGAUUCUUGAUAUUGUCGAGAGGAGAUCGGAUGAAAAAGAAAAAUUUAAGGAAACCUUGAAAGAAUAGCGAGCUGUUCUAAUGAAAACCAUAGAAAGCAUCAUAAUGCAGGCAAAGAAAAACAGUAUUUCCUCAUUGCAAUUAGAGUCACUGCUUUCUGAUGUCAAGCAAGGGGGUGAACCUGAUUUUGGAUUUAUUAACGAGCUAAAAUUUGGAGAUGAGAGAAUUGGAUGGUAGCUGUUUUGUGGAAUCAUCACCCCAUAUCCAAAAUACUAGAAACUUGCUAAAUAUAUCUAAGAGUAUCAAGAAUAAAAAGAAUUAGAACUUUAACUGUAUGAAAAACGAUUUAGACAGAAAAACAAAGGAUCUUCUACUCAUCUUAAAAUGAACAUAUUUCGAAAAAAUAUAAGCAUGCUCAGCAAGCCUUUGAUUAGGCCGACACCUACAUAAGACACACUCUAAGUAAAUAGUAAUAAAAAUGCGAACCCUAUAGUAUGGAAGCGAACUAUCUCCUUUGCAGAUGAGGUUGCUAUGAAUAGAAUGGUACAUAGUUAGCAACCAUCAUUCAAAAUAAUGGAGAGCGCAUCAUCUCCCGUCAAAACAAGAAAAAAGCAAAGAUCGAUUGUCCAAAAACAACUUGACAUGAAGUAGACAUCUAUAUUAGAGAAAUAUAAGCAGUUAAGGACAGAGGCUGAAGAUCUUAAUAAAGAGUUCUAGAAGCAUUGUGAGCUCGUAUAAAAGAUUAAAAUUAAUAAGUUUGACAAUUUCUAUCUCAAUUUUGAAGGAGAGAAGAAACCAAGCAUUUCUCAUUCAAUGACCACUCCAACAACACCAACUGUCAGGAAGAUUCAAAGCCAAAGUCAAAAAUUAAAAGAUCCUAAGGGAAAUUUAUCGCCUAGAAAAGAAUAGAAUCCGAUCAUGAAUUAUAACAUCUUUAACCGCAUUCUGGCCAAAAUUUCAAAUGAUGAACUAUAAAAUCCUUUGAUUCAGUAAAGGGUGUUUUAGUAAUUUGCGAACUAUCUCGAGAAGAAUUUCAAGAGUUAAAGCAGAGACAUGUUCAACGCUGAGGUUGAAAGGAUAAAAACCUCUUUUAAAAAUAAAGGAAUAGAACCUACAAUAUUUGACUCAUUUGUCAGCAAGAUAUAACUUGACCCCCCUCCGUUACCUAGGCCUCAAAUGAAUCAGAGAUUAUCAAAAGAUAUAAAAAUAAAAAUUAUAAAAAACUAAGACGAUGAUGUUUUCAAUUUCAAGAGAAUCUCAUCUAAAAUGAAUGGGGAGUCUAGUAUAAGAAGUAGUAAAAAUCCAUUUUAAAGGAAAAUAACAAAGAGAUAGUAGUCUGGGGAAAAUCGAUACUCAGUGAUUACAUUUAAUGGUUUAGCAGCAACUCCAUUAGCAUAAAAUGAUAAAACCAAUACUUAUGUUAGCUAAUAAGAUAAACCAGCACAUAAGGACUCUAAUUCAAUCACUAUUCAUACUUAAAGAUCGAAAAUGGAUUAUUUAGAAGUCUCUAACAUGGACUUCUAAAAUAUGGUAAAUCUUAGGAAAUUUUCUCAAUUCGCUUACUAGACUGACCUCAGAAUUUCUACUACAUCAAAUAGUGAAUUUCCUGAAGACUAGUAAAAAUCAGAUAAUUUUUUUGAAAAUUAUCCUAAAAAAGUAUUAAUAAGUCAAGCAAAUUCUAAGUUCAAACUAACGAAUUUGAUUUUUAGAUUGAAAAAUAUUAAGAAAAAAUUGAAAGUUAAAUGCGAGUUAUAUUUAGAAAAUUAAAAGCAUCCAGAAAUUAAAAAGUUGAUAUUUACAAAGAAUUUGAUAAAAAUGCUAAAGUCAUAGAAACUUGAAUUAGAUGAAAAAUUUCGAAGGAAAUUUAUCAAGUUCAACAUGGAGAGUGUUCUUGAGGAAAUAGAUGAAUUAAAAAGGUUUAUCAAGCCAAUUAUAAAACUUUCAAAUUAAAAAGUUGAAGCUACAGAAAAGUUAUUUCAAUAGACUUUUAACUCUAGGAUGCCUAAAAAUCUCAAAGAUAUGAUUAGAUCAAAGACACCAUUAUUUGAAACAACUUUCAAGGCUAAUAGUACUUAGAGAUAAGACUAUUUAUAAAAAUUAGAAAGAAAACUAGAAAAACUAAAAUCAACAACCUAUUAAAAUAAUUUAACCUAUUUUUAAGAGAAUCAGAGAGCCAAUACAACGUUCGAACAUAAAAAUGUCUAAAGUUCUUUCGGAAGUAAUAAUGCUACAAACUAGACUAUUAUUUUGCCAAUUGCCGCUGAUAAUCAGUAAUUUAGAUGCAAGACUCCAUAAAGGAUAAGAAAUCAAAUUUUUAAAACUUAACAAAAUAGUCCACUGAUGACAAUGAAACUAAACUAUGCUAACUAGAAAAUGCCUGAUAUAUAAAUUAACAGUGUUGAUAUACAAUUGCAUCUUAAACAUUAGCCUAAGAUAAAUUCUCAUCCUGUGAAAGCAAGGCCCAUAUCCUCAACAGAAAAUUCAAUGAGCAAACUUCUAACAUAAGAUAAAUAUACUGAGUCAAGUGCUACUAGAGUUACAAGAGAGGAUGCAAACACGAAUAAAAAUCAUGCAUCAUUUGAUGGUAAAUCAAUGUUUAGAACUACUGAUUAUGAUAUUAGUCCUUCUUUGACUAAGUAACAUGCGUCUUUUGGUUAAGCUUUUGAUUAAUUUUCUAAAUUCAAAAAGUAAAAGAGUAAAUUCUAGAGUAGACCAAGUGACCCCAAAUACUUCUUAAAGCUAGUUGAAAAGAUCUCUUAAAAUUAAGAAAGUGGCUACAAUGAUUUUAGUAGUUAAAGGAAGGGUCUCUAAAGUUCAAAGAAAUCUUUUAACUCUUCUUUCACUAAUUGUUACAAUCCAGCUAGUAACACCAUGCUAUGA